Molecule: messenger RNA, 2125 nt
Organism: Chaetomium fimeti
Lineage: Eukaryota; Fungi; Ascomycota; Sordariomycetes; Sordariales; Chaetomiaceae
Exons: 4
Coding region: 1-1758 (585 amino acids)
Source: RefSeq, a predicted model, not a curated record
AUGGCACCACGUCCGUCCUACUCAGCUGUCGCAAAGGGUACCGCCCCGGCUGCAACCCUUUCGCCCAUCCCGCAAACAGCAAAAGGUACCGUCCCUGUUGCGCCCGUUUCGCUCGGCUUGCCCGUAGCGAAGGGUACCGUCCCUGUUGCGCCCGUUUCGCUCGGCUUGCCCAUAGCCUCCAUCGCGCCGGUUCUGGCCGGCCCGUCCCGGGCCAAGGGUAUCCCACCUGACCAGUCCGACCAGUUGGACCCAUCCACCCCCAUUUCGCCAGACCGGGCCCACAGCCGCGACAAAAUCAUCGAGAACCUGGAGGCCAUGCAGAAAGGAGGCCAUCUUAACGCUGAGACGUCCACCGAUGUGGACCAGCUUCUCCAGAAAGCGCGCGAGCCGUCCACCGAUACCGAUCUUUUGGCGAUGACGGUGAGCGAGCUCCAGAAGAACCAGAAGCUCGCGGCCGAGUGCGAGAAAUUGAGGUCGGAGCUCCACGAGAUGAAGUUUUCGCUCUACAUGGGCGAUUGGAUAUCCGACAUUGUCAACGCGGUAAGGGCAGCGGAACGCGACAUGAUAGAGGCUAAGCGAAAUCGCCGACGAGGAGAGCUUAGAGCACGUGGGUGUUCCAAUAGCGAGAUUGAAAAGGGACUAAAAGGAUACGCGGUUUGGGGUGUUCUUUCCUCAUUCAGCGCUGAGGAGUCGUGCACUGCGAUCGACACAGUGCUCGACGAGAUCAAAAAAUGGAUGGCAAGGGGUCCGGCCGCCAAAAACCAACCCGCGCCGGCGACGCCAGCUUGCGACCGGCUCCAAUCUGCGUCGGCAGAUGCUGGGGUCGACCAUAAGUUGUCGAUACAAUCGUUCAGGUUAAGCAGGGAACGAAACUCGCUCGCUCACCACUCCCCGCCGCGCCUCGAGAAACAUCUCAACGAGGACAAGACUCGGAUCGAUUGUCGCCGUCUUCAGAAUGCUUGCAAGGAGCGCAAAGACGAAUUGAAGGGGUUGCUAACGAAGGAGAGAUUUGACGUCUGGGAAAGGGUCAUCGACGGAUUGUUUUCGCUGCAUGUGAAGCGGAAGAAGAAUGGGGUCCUUGCGCAGACGGCAUAUGCCGCCAAACGCAUUGGCGAGAUUAAGCAGGGAAUCACGACGAAGGAGAAGCGCGAGGGUGCUCCGAAACCGGAUAGUACUUACGAGGAGGGCAAGUGGGACGAUGUGCUGCAUACUGUGUUGUAUGCGUUAGUCGAGCUUUCAGCGAUUGACCAGGAAACCGGCACUGAACGGGGCCCCGGUGUAGCGAUGGUACCAAUCCAUAUCGCCGUCCUGAACUUCGGUAAAUAUGCAGCCAUUACCACGGAAUUGGUGCCGUUUCCGUGUCGGCGGAACACCUACCCUUCGUCGAAGAUCGUAAUCGACGAACCACAGAUGCUUAGCCCAUUGAAGGCGACCACCAGCAGCCAUGAUUGCGCACAUGCUCCCCGGGCUUUUCCACAUACUAUCACAGAGAUCGCUGUCGAGCGCAAUAUGAUUCGCGCCAUAUUUGAAGCUCUCUUUACGAUUGCAGAAGGGGAAAUCCCCAAGAAGUCCAACGUAUUCCCACUGGAUUGUUUGGGGGUCAAAAGGCUGAAGGAAGAAGAGAUCCGUUUUUGCAUUCGUCACGCAACGCUGCCACUCGCCAUCCGCAAGAAACCACGCAGUAUCCGAGAAAUCAGGAUAUUUCCGGCCCUCCUUUUUACACGGAAUUGUGUCCACUUGCUCGCCCGAUUCGGCUAAUUUGAACCGCCGCUCCAUCGCCGCUCUCGACUCGGUGCAGGCAGUCCAGAGGCCAGCAUCCAUCAAGUACGUAGAGCGGUUGCCUCUGACCCAUGAAACUUCUUUCUCGUGUUCAUCGUCAUCAUCGGUAUCAUCGUCUGAGUUGCGGAUUUGAGGAGCCGCCAGCUGACACCGCCACGGCCCUGCGUGGCGGAUCGCGUGCUGAGAUAACACUGCCUGUUCGGUGCCAUUAUCCUCGUCGUAGCAUGUGAAGAGGUGAACACCCGGCUGCUCGGGGCGAACUGCAAAGGCCCAGAUAUCUUCUCUAACCUUUCUGGGCAACUUAGUAAAACAAUGGAAGUUCCUUGGUGCCAUUAUAAGUUUGACA